AUGGCCGCAUCUCGGAUCUCUCAAAUCGCCGCUCAUCUCAACUACCCAAAGGGGAUGCUAGCUGGUCAGGUUGCCAUCAUAACCGGCAGCGGACAAGGCAUUGGCGCCGAAGCAGCCCGCCUCUUUGCCAAUGAAGGCGCCCUUGUUGUCGUCUCGGACAUUGAUGCCGAAAAGGCCGCAUCCGUGGCCGAGACCAUAAACUCUGCCGGCGGAAGGGCACUCGCGGUGCCUGGUGACAUGCUGGACGCCGGUUAUAUCCAGACGCUUGUUGACAAGGCCGCAGCAUUUGGCCAAGGGAAAAUCCAUUAUAUCGUUAACAACGCAGGCUAUACGUACGACGGUGUUAUCCACAAGAUGACAGACAAGCAGUGGGACACGAUAAUGGACCUGCAUACCAAAGCGCCCUUCCAGCUGGUUCGGGCCGCUGCGCCCUACUUCCGCGUCAAGGACGGGGAGCCCCGGUGCAUCGUUAACAUCUCGAGCACCUCGGGCGUCCACGGCAACGCCGGCCAGGCAAACUAUGCCGUGGCCAAGGCUGGCGUCACUGGCCUGACCAAAACGAUUGCGAAGGAAUGGGGCCCUGCCUUUGGUGUGAGAAGUAACACGGUGGCAUUUGGCCAUAUUCUCACCAGGUUGACCCAGGCAAAAGAGCAGGGUGCCUUCGUUACUGGCCCGAAUGGCGAGAAGAUUGCCUUGGGUAUCCCCACGGCACAGCAGGCCACCAAGGACCAGUAUCUUGAUAUCCCACUGAGGAGGCCUGGCCCCUACGACCCCAGCACCACACACCUACUACUCUCCACGGUCUUUCCUGUAGCAGUCGUAGCAGUCGUCUGUUGCCAAUCACUGUGCACAACUCAUCGAGUUGUCUCGCCCAUCCUCUCACCCCGUCUGUACCAGCAUCUUUCCGGCAAUUCGGGAUACACUCACGAUUGCCCUCCUCGUCUAGAGUCGGUCUACCUCUGCCUAUUGUGCCAGCUUUCGGCCCUCGGAACAGUCAGAAUAGAGAAACCUGAGGCGGAGAGCUUUGCCACGCACGUCCACGACGCUUGCAGUCAUCACACACGGCCUGGGUGCUAUGAGUCCCUAUACGGUCAGUGCAUCAACACACGAGUACAUUCCGCUAUCACCACUUGGGGAAUCUGCAUGCUGCUUGGAUGGCAGCCCAUUGAAGAGUCCCACGCUAUCCAGCCGAAGAAAAAGACAGAAAUCACUCGUAAGCCGCUUGUGAAGAUGAACGCCAAGCAGCACGGCAAAAGGAGUGAGACUGAUCGGGAAUCGCUGAUGCAUUACUAA
This is a messenger RNA of Diaporthe batatas, 1293 nucleotides long. RefSeq lists its product as uncharacterized. The record is from RefSeq and is a predicted model, not a curated record. The transcript is spliced from 5 exons. NCBI's taxonomy places the organism in Eukaryota, Fungi, Ascomycota, Sordariomycetes, Diaporthales, Diaporthaceae. Bases 1 to 1293 code for a protein of 430 amino acids. Gene Ontology annotation, molecular function: oxidoreductase activity, acting on the CH-OH group of donors, NAD or NADP as acceptor.